CCAGAAGGCUGUACACAUUCUCAGACAUCUCAGUCAGAGAAAGAGUGAAGCCACUAGCGCCAGACUGCACCGUUGCUGUUCUCUCAACAUGCAAGAUCCGGGGCAUGUCCCAAAUCCUCUGCGUCCAUACUAUGUCCCUCCCUCGAUAGGGACCGAGCCAAUUUCCAACACCACCACAAGCGCCUCGAAACCGUCUUCCUCAAGCUUCUCCUUUCCUGAUAUUGACUACUCGGACUAUAUAACCGAUGGUUCGCCUUCGAUACCAGCCUCAAUCAAGUCAGUGGUCGAUCAGGCGUUUUGGAAAUACACGAAUGUCCUGCUAGCACAACCAUUCGAGGUAGCAAAGUUGAUCCUACAAGCCCGGGUUGCUCAGGACGAAGAGGAGGAGGCACCAAAGACACCCCAUCCCGAGGGCGAGGAUGGUUACGCAGAUAGUUAUGAGAACGAGAAUUCUGAUGAUGACGAACCGAACUAUUUUACAUCCGCCGCUCCCUUCGAGAAGCCUACUACCAGCCAUUCGCCGCCACGAGGUCGUCGCGGACGCCCACCACGAGAUGAUGGAGUACCUCGACACUCCGCAAAGCCGCAAAAGGAUGAUGGCCGACUACAUCUGAAAAAUCCUCACUCUCUGCUUGAAGCCCUAUCUGCCUUGUCGUCAAGCGGUGGAGCGCUGGCGAUGUGGCGCUCUACGAACUCAACCUUUGUGUACAACAUCCUGAAUAAGACACUGGAGACUUUCCUGAGGAGCUUCCUCGCAGCGGUUCUUGGGCUAGCAGAGACCGACAUACUCGCUUCCGCAGGAACUGGAGCUAUCCCAGACGCUUCCAUUCUUAAUUCAACCACACCGGCCGCCACGAUACUUAUCGCGACCGCGGCCGCCGCAAUAUCUUCCCUCGUUCUUGCCCCGAUUGAUGCCGCGAGAACUCGACUCAUCUUGACACCCUCCAGCCAAGAGCCACGCACACUUCUGGGGACAUUAAGGACCUUGCCGACCGCCUACCUCAUACCCAGUCACCUCAUUCCAAUUACCUUCCUUACCUCGACGAUACCAACCUUGAUCUCAACGAGUACUCCUGUACUUCUCAAGACCUACCUUGGACUAGAUCCAGCAAUGAAUCCUGCAAAAUGGAGUCUCGCGACAUUUGCAGGCUCUGCAUUGGACCUUUCGGUCAAAUUCCCUCUUGAAACAGUCCUUCGGCGCGCACAGAUUGCGACCUGGACAUCUCCUGCAUACUCGCCUCCUGCAUCGUCGUCUAAGCGCAAAGCAGUCACGACGAUUGUCCCCGUACCUCAAUCCUAUAGAGGUAUCCUCCCGACGAUUUGGAGCAUCACUCGGGAAGAAGGGUACUCGGAGUCACAGAAAGACAGGACUGCCGCGCUGAUGGGCAAAGCACCUAGGCGGAAGCGUAAAGGACAAGGCAUCGAAGGGCUAUAUCGUGGCUGGAGGGUUGGCUUUUGGGGACUUGUUGGAGUCUGGGGCACAUCUUUUGUCGGUGGGCUACAGAAUGGUGGCGAGGCAAGUGCGGCCAGUACAGGCAUUCACGGAGGUAAAUUUUGAAGGUUGUGUGAAGAUAGCAGGGCGUUCAAAGGUUGCUCGAAUGUGAUACCCGGUCUCUUCUCAUGGAACAAGAGCUUUGUCGAAACGCUGUGAUAUAAGCUCACUCCCAUUUCAAUGGCCUCUUCUUUCUUUCACCAUUUGCAUGCGUGAUACUUGAAACUUGGGCGACGAAGACAUGCUUAGGUACUCGGACUACCUAAAGUGGCCUGAUUCCGAAAAGCUGCGGAAAUUUCCGGCGAGUUGGAGCCCCUCUUGCCAAGCCCGAUAAUCGGCCGC
Exophiala viscosa is the source of this 1834-nucleotide messenger RNA. RefSeq lists its product as uncharacterized. The transcript has 2 exons. Gene Ontology annotation, cellular component: mitochondrial inner membrane. Gene Ontology annotation, biological process: mitochondrial coenzyme A transmembrane transport; mitochondrial fusion. NCBI's taxonomy places the organism in Eukaryota, Fungi, Ascomycota, Eurotiomycetes, Chaetothyriales, Herpotrichiellaceae. The record is from RefSeq and is a predicted model, not a curated record. The coding region runs from base 89 to 1558 and encodes 489 amino acids. Gene Ontology annotation, molecular function: coenzyme A transmembrane transporter activity.